AUGAAAAGAAAAAAGGGUUCAAUUACCCCACCAAGGGCUACUAUCCAAAGAUGCAGCAAUAAAUCAAAAUGUCAACAACUUUGCCCUUACUUUGAUAAUCUUCCAUCUCACUUAACUACCCACAUUCUUCUUCAACUUCCCAUUAAGUCUCUUCUCAUGUGUAGAUGUGUGUGCAAAACUUGGAAUACACUUAUUUCAGAACCACAUUUUGCUAAAUUGCAAUUUGAGCGAGCACCAGUUAGUUUCGUGAUUCGAAAUUUAGACAAUAUAGGAGUGUCAAGAAACCUAUACCUUCUUGAGUGCGAAGCUGAAAAGUUUGAGAUUGGAAGCAACAAUCAUGUGAAGCUUGACCCUAUAUUCGAGCUUCCUCUUUGUAAUGACAUAUCAUCUAGGGACAAAAAUGACGCCAAAUUAUAUAAGGUGAUAAAAAAUAAAUCCAAGGAACGUUAUAUUACUUGCACCUCAAGUAGGGACAAGUUUGGCAUUGUGAAUUCUUGCAAUGGCUUGCUUUGUUUAUCUGAAACAUCUAUCGGAAGCCCUUUAGUGAUUUGCAACCCAGUAACGAGGGAAUUCACAAUACUUCCUGAACUUACUACGACUUCUGACUGGUUUAACAGUGCUCGGGUACAAGCUGGUUUUAGUUUCCAACCCAAAACUAAUGAAUAUAAGGUGAUCAUAAUAUGGAACAAAUAUGUUAGACGAGACAAUCGUUUGGUGUUUGAGCGUGUAGUGCUCGAGAUACACACGCUCGGAACACCAUCAUGGAGAAAUGUUGAAGUGGAUCCUCAAAUUUCUUUUUUGAAGCUUUUGAAUCCAACAUGUGUGAAUGGCGCACUUCAUUGGAUUAUAUUUGAAGCUUGGCAACAAAAGUCAAUAUUGUGUUUCAAUUUUGAAAGUGAGAGGUUGCAGUCGUUUCCUUCUCCUCCACAUGUGUUUGGAAAUCAUGAUAAUGGAUUUCCCCAUAGCAUGCCUAUUAGAUUGGGAGAAUUGAAGGGAUUUCUUUACAUUUGUCAUAGAUCGUCUCUCGAGAAUGUUACAAUGUGGGUUAUGAAUGAAUAUGGCAUUGGAGAAUCAUGGACUAUUGUUUACAACAUUGAUACUUCGCUCUUGUACAUUCCGGGCACUUGUGUGGGCUAUCCUUAUCCGUGGCGUUGUAGUUUUUAUUGGCUGUCUAAACACCACGAACCUGAGAAACAUGGGUUCAAAGUUUUUCGAAUUCAAGGGACAACAGAAGUUGAAGUAAUUGAAUAUAUUCAAAGUCUAAUAUCAUUGAACGAUGUCGUGAAAGGAGACAAUGUUGAAGCGUUGAACACCCACUCAUGGUGGGAAAACGAUAUUACAUGUGGAGAAAAUGAAGUUCUUUCCAUAUAUCAACAUAUUGUUUGAGACUUGGAAAGUACACGUUCUUCACCUGCAC
Messenger RNA from Medicago truncatula (barrel medic), 1417 nucleotides. RefSeq names its product F-box protein At3g07870. Bases 1 to 1386 code for a protein of 461 amino acids. The record is from RefSeq and is a predicted model, not a curated record. Lineage: Eukaryota; Viridiplantae; Streptophyta; Magnoliopsida; Fabales; Fabaceae. Gene Ontology annotation, molecular function: protein binding. The transcript is spliced from 2 exons.